AUGACUAUUAUUAGCUCUAUAAAACAUUUACACGGGAAUAUUGAAAACGUUCUAUGCCUUCCUAGAUUAUUAUCAAUAUCAUCAACGCGUGAAAAGAAUACUGCAGGGAAAUAUAGAACUACAACUGGCCGUAAACAAAUGUUAACCUAUGAAAUGGCUCAUCGACCCCACCACAUUGGCGUCAAAAAGUCUUGGUUAACCUGGCAUUCACAAAACUUAGAAGAAUUUCGACAGCGCCAACCUGUUGUAAUAGCACAAGAUGAAAUAAUCCGUCGUUUCGUACGUGGCUUCUUCCCAGAUUACAUAGCCAUUGAUGGAAGUGAGCUUAUUAUCAAACGACAGGGAAAUUGCGUCCGUGUUGCUGGUUUCUUUCACUAUCGAAACAGGCUGAAUAUACGUGAGAUAUAUUGGAUGUUUGGAUUUACAGAAGAAUUCCUCUCAACUCUACUCAAACAACCAGUGAAACUAGAAAUCCAGUUUGUUGCUGAUGAAAAAGACCUUGCAUACAAUUUCAUCUAG
Thelazia callipaeda (thelaziosis nematode) is the source of this 519-nucleotide messenger RNA. The record is from the annotation of a GenBank genome assembly. Lineage: Eukaryota; Metazoa; Nematoda; Chromadorea; Rhabditida; Thelaziidae.